This is a messenger RNA of Morus notabilis, 1342 nucleotides long. RefSeq lists its product as uncharacterized. The transcript has 12 exons. Gene Ontology annotation, molecular function: oxidoreductase activity; nucleotide binding. Bases 128 to 1204 code for a protein of 358 amino acids. Gene Ontology annotation, biological process: NADPH regeneration. Gene Ontology annotation, cellular component: cytoplasm. The record is from RefSeq and is a predicted model, not a curated record. Lineage: Eukaryota; Viridiplantae; Streptophyta; Magnoliopsida; Rosales; Moraceae.
CCUACACAGCUUCGCUCUGUGUCUGGUAUUCCGUUUACAAACAAAUAAACCCGAAAACUAAAAGGAAAGGGAGGGACCCAUUUUUGGAAGUGCAGGUUCAAUCUCCGCAGUUGCAGGAACUGAAGAGAUGGCAAAAGCACCCCAGAUCGCCAUUGUUGGAGCUGGUAUCUUUGUCAGGACCCAGUACAUUCCUAGGCUCUCCGAGAUCUCCGACCUCGUAUCUCUCAAAGCCAUUUGGAGCCGUUCCGAGGAAUCUGCAAGAGGAGCGGUUGAAAUUGCUCAGAAGUUCUUUCCAGGAGUAGAAUGCAAAUGGGGUGAUAAGGGUUUCGAUGAGAUUGUUCAAGACAAUUCUAUACUUGGCGUUGCGGUGGUUUUAGCUGGCCAAGCUCAGGUUGAUUUUUCACUAAGGCUGCUCAAGGCAGGGAAGCAUGUCCUUCAAGAGAAACCGGCAGCAGCUUCUACAAGUGAACUGGAAGCUGCUCUGGCGGGCUAUAAUUCCAUUAGUGUCAAUGUCCCCAGUAAACCCAUUUGGGCUGUAGCAGAAAACUAUCGGUUUGAACCUGCUUUUGUUGAGAGCAAAAAGCUAGUAGCUGAAGUCGGAGAUAUGAUGAGCGUCCAAGUUAUUAUUGAAGGAUCAAUGAACAGUUCAAAUCCGUACUUCUCAAGCUCUUGGAGGCGCAAUUUUUCAGGUGGUUUCAUUCUUGAUAUGGGGGUGCAUUUUGUCGCAGGAAUGAGGAUGCUUGUCGGAUCUGAGGUAGUCUCAGUGUCAGCUGCUACAUCUCACGUGGACAAGACUUUACCUCCACCGGAUAACAUAUCCUCUCUUUUUCAAUUGGAGAAUGGAUGUUCUGGGGUUUUUGUGGUGGUUGUGUCCUCAAGCUCUCCCAAGAUACUCUGGAGGGUUGUUGGCUUGAAGGGCACACUACAAGUUGAGCGCGGAAAGCAUGAUGGUCAACAUGGGUACCUGGUUUCAUUUUAUGGUGCUGAUGGACAGAGCAAAAGCACAUUCUACAGAUUCAGUGGAGUAACUGAGGAAUUCAAAAGUUUUAUACAUGACAUUUCACAAGCCAGCGUGAAGGGGGGUGUCCAUGUAGCCGAGCCUCGUAUGUCUUUCGUGGAAGGUGCCCGAGAUGUUGCUGUUCUAGAGGCAAUGCUGGAAUCUGGAGCAAAGCAAGGUGCACCAGUUCAUGUAAAAAAGUUUUGAACUUUGAUAAUGGCUCUAUCUCUGGUCUAUAUAAUUGAUUUGUGGCGGCUAACAUGUUGGUUACAUUGCAUUUUGUGUUCAAUUUUUUGUAUCUAAAUAUGAAAUUAAAAUAAUGAAAAAGUAAAAAAUAAUCUAUUG